AUGGCACACGAAUUAAUGACGGAUGAUGAGUUUUGUCAAGCCAUCGAGCAGCUUGGAGAAGCGGGUAACCAUGACCUCAGUGAACUCAUCAAGGCCAUGAAUGAGAGCCGGAUUAUUUCUUGGGAGGAAGCAGAACGUAUUCUUCAAGAUACCUGUGAGGGGCCUGUCAAAAGUAGUUUACCUGAGCAAACCCGUCCAUCAGAGCCAGAAAAUGAUACAGAUGUCGAACAGUGUAUUCGUCGGCUGAAUGACAAUGAUCCGACGUUAAAAGAAGUGAAUUUGAAUAAUAUGAAGAGAACUCCUGUUCCACAAAUCAGACGAUUACUCGAAGCUUUAGCUUAUAAUGAGUUUUGCGAACGGAUUAGCUUGGCUAACAUGGGAUUGUAUGACAAUGAUGUUGCAGUUCUACCGUCUGUUUUGGAACUCAACCAAACUUUGAAGAGGUUGAAUCUUGAAACGAACUACCUUUCAGGAGAUUAUUUUUCACGGCUCUUUAAAGCAGCUUGUGUCAAUAUGAGUUUGGAAGAAAUAAAAGCGGUAAAUCAGGGAGUGUCGUUUGCUACGUCUGCUGAAAAAGAAAUAAUUGAGGCGAUUGUCUCCAACAAAGGAUUAACAAAAGUAUCAGUGAACUUACGUUUACCAGAAGGCCGGCACAAAAUAGAGCAUGCAACAUUACGAAAUGGAGAAAUAAAACGUGUGUUACGUAGAGAAGCAGCAUUGAAGGCCAAGCAAGAAGCGGAAGAACUUGCUAAAAACCCAGUGCCAAAGCUAGCAAAGGAAUUGCCGAAGAAGAUUGCUGAACCGCCUAAGACUGCAUCGCCUCCUAAACCUCGUGGUAGCCAAUUGGCCAAUCCCACCAUUGCAUCUUCUGCCAAGGAGAAAAUUCCUGAUCCAGAACGUCGUUCUAGUACAACUAAGAGUUCCACCCCUGUGAUCCCUAUGGUGAAAGCUGUUGAGAAACCGCCGCCUCCUCUUCAAAAAGGAUCUUCGACUAUAAAGAAGAUCACAGAUUCCAAUGGGAAUAUUGACAAUGAAAGUCAAAAGGUUGAAAAGCCAAUUGUCCCGAAGAAGCCCAACCAUGAAGUCCAUGAUGAUGGCAAACCAUCUUGGGCUAAAAGGUUUGGUGCGGAAGUAACAUUAAGAAAAGCUGCUACGAAUGAACCGAAGAAGCCUUUGGUAGCAACUGCUGCAAAACCUGAGUUGCAAAAGCAGCCCAGUACCGAUUCUACCCCCGCCUCGAGUGAUGAUAGCAAAACCGAAAAAGCUCUCACUUCACAGACCGAGGUUGCGAAGUCUAUAGCAGAGCCGGAAAAAAAGCCAGCUCCUACCGUGACAACAAUCAGGAAAACAUUUGUGAAGCCAAAAAAUCCUGCUUUGCUCAAAGACGCGCCUGGAAAAGCCACACCCGAAUCAGAGUUGUCCGCUGAAUCAGGAUCGGCCACGCCAGUCAAGAAAGUUUCCGCAAAUAGCCAGCCGUCAACAAUAAUCAAAGAUACUUUGAAGAAAUUGGCCGAAACUGGGGAAGCCCAACUUAAAACUAGUGAUGGUCUCCCUCUGGAUGAUAUGAGCUCUAAGAAGGACCCUGAUAAUCCGGAUAAACCUGCUCCAAAAAAGAAACGAAUAGUCAGACGUGUAGUUAAAGUGAGAAAGAAGAAGCCCGUAACGGAUGACGCCGAUAGUACAUCACAAGUUCCGAAAACUGAAUCCUCGACCGAAGCUGUGACUAAGGCCUAG
Auanema sp. JU1783 is the source of this 1734-nucleotide messenger RNA. The record is from the annotation of a GenBank genome assembly. NCBI's taxonomy places the organism in Eukaryota, Metazoa, Nematoda, Chromadorea, Rhabditida, Rhabditidae.